AUGUCGCGCACACAGCAGGUCGAGCAUACCGACUCCAUCAGCAGCCAGGACCCCAGCCGCGACGAGCCGAAGAAGACCAAGAGCAGGAGGCCGCCGAAUACUGCAUUCAGGCAGCAGCGCUUGAAGGCAUGGCAGCCCAUCUUAACGCCGAAGACCGUUCUGCCUCUCUUCUUCAUCGUCGGAGUUAUCUUCGCCCCCAUCGGCGGGUUGCUUCUCUAUGCUAGCGCGCAGGUCCAGGAGAUCUCAAUCGACUACACAAACUGCAACAGCACCGCGCCCCAAGUCCCCGUAAACUUCGACCCCAAUGCCGAAAACCCGCUCGACCCAAUUCCCGGCGGCAGAGUGUCCGCGACCUUCAGAUCCAAGGAAGACCCCCAGGCGAUGUGGGGUUGGGGCCGCGAAGACUACACUUUCGAAUCCGGCGUUGUGCAAGAGACAAACGUGUGCAUCCUCAGCUUCAACAUCCCGGAAGAUAUCAAGCCGCCGAUUCUGUUCUACUACCGCCUCACGAACUUCUACCAGAACCACCGCCGCUACGUCAAAUCCGUCGAUAUCCAACAACUCAAGGGCGAUGCCCGCAGUGCGAGCGACCUCAGCUCGGGCGACUGCUCGCCGCUGGACGUAGACUCUGAGACAGGCAAACCGUACUACCCCUGCGGUCUCAUCGCCAACUCCAUGUUCAACGACACAUUCAGCCAGUUGACGCUCGCCAACCCCGCGGGUGGAACAAAUGCCGGUGGCCAGAACUACACCAUGACUGUGGAGGGAACUUCGUGGAGCCACGAAGGUGAUCUCUACGGCGAGACAAAGUACAAGCCUGAGGAUGUUGUUCCACCGCCGAACUGGCAGGAACAAUACGAGAAUGGGCGUUACGGCGACAAGCUGCCGAACCUACAUACCUGGGAGCAAUUCCAGGUGUGGAUGAGGACCGCGGGUCUGCCUACCUUCAGUAAAUUGUACCAGCGCAACGACAAGGAUGUUUUGACUGCUGGUACCUACCGUCUCAAGAUCUAUGACCGCUACCCCGUCGACAAAUACAGCGGCACAAAAUCCAUCCUCAUCUCCACGCGCACCGUCAUGGGCGGCAAAAACCCCUUCCUCGGCAUCGCAUACCUCGUUGUCGGCGGUAUUUGCAUCUUGCUCGGAGCGGUGUUCUUGGCUACGCAUCUGAUCAAGCCGCGCAAGUUGGGGGAUCAUACGUAUUUGACUUGGAAUAAUGAUCAGCCUAGUAGUGCUACUACGACGGGACGGGCUGGUGGUGCGUAG
Messenger RNA from Alternaria infectoria, 1266 nucleotides. RefSeq lists its product as uncharacterized. The coding region runs from base 1 to 1266 and encodes 421 amino acids. Lineage: Eukaryota; Fungi; Ascomycota; Dothideomycetes; Pleosporales; Pleosporaceae. The transcript has 4 exons. Gene Ontology annotation, cellular component: endoplasmic reticulum; Golgi apparatus; plasma membrane. The record is from RefSeq and is a predicted model, not a curated record.